UCUCGUGUUAAGAAAUAAUUGAGUUUUGAAAAUGUCAAAGUAUGUACGUAAUAUGAAGAAUAUAAUAUAUUAAAAUUAUUACAAUUUGUCAAAAAGUUAAAUUUUCUUUAAAUUUUUAAAUGGCCGUUAGCCGUAAAAUAAACUUUAUUUAGUCGUUGAAAAAAUAAUAGAGUUUUUAUAUUUGUCAUAUAAAAUAUGCAUUUUAGUUUAAUUAAAAAUCUUAAAUAUUCAGCAGCCCUAUUUUGUACACAAAAGAAGAUUUUGUUUGGACCUGUUUUAGAAAAAUGGAAAGAAAAAUUCAAAAAAUCUAAUAUAGGUACUUUUGAUUUUGAUAUGAGAUGUUUGAUGGCUCACAUUCUUCAAGAAGAUUUUAAAUCCGUUAAACCAGAAAGUUUACCUAAUCUUCAACUUACUGAAGACCAGAUGAAAACUUUAGAAAGAUUAUUUGAGUGUCGUUUGGCAAGGGUUCCAAUUCAAUAUAUAUUAGGAGAAUGGGAUUUUUAUGGACUGAAUUUGAAAAUGCAACCUACAGUUUUUAUUCCCAGGCCAGAGACAGAGAGAUUAGUAGAAUUAAUUAUUGAGGAUGCAAACAAGGAAGUUGAUAUAAAAUUUUUAGAGGUAGGAUGUGGUACUGGUGCCAUUUCAUUGUCAAUUUUAAACAACAUUCCUAAAGCCACAGGGAUAGCAAUAGAUCGCAGUCGUAUGGCCUGUACUUUGACCACUGAAAAUUCGAUUGCUUUAAAUUUGCAUGACAAAAUUAAAGUUUACCACCACAUUGUAUCACCGGAAUCUUACUUGCCUAAAGCUAUUAUAAAUGAAAAGUUCGACUAUAUUGUUAGUAAUCCGCCUUAUAUAAAAACAUGUGACGUAGCUUUACUACAGCAAGAAACAAAAUUGUAUGAAAAUCUUAAUUCCUUGGAUGGAGGAAGUGAUGGUUUGAAGAUUGUCAAAUAUAUUAUGGAAAUAGCUAGUAACCAAUUGAAGUCCAAAGGAAAAUUGUGGUUAGAAAUUGACCCAACUCACCCACUAGUUAUCAAAACUAUUGUCAACGCAAUAUAUCCGAAUAAUUUGGAAUACGUGGCGAGCCAUCGCGAUAUAUUUCAAAGAGAACGUUUUGUGGAGAUUUUAAAGUGUUAAAUUUUCAUUUUUACUCGAAGCCAAUUGUAAUUGUCGGAAACAAAAAAAAAAGAAAACUUUUUUGGUAUUCA
Molecule: messenger RNA, 1208 nt
Organism: Condylostylus longicornis
Lineage: Eukaryota; Metazoa; Arthropoda; Insecta; Diptera; Dolichopodidae
Gene: HemK1
Product: MTRF1L release factor glutamine methyltransferase
Exons: 4
Coding region: 196-1137 (313 amino acids)
Biological process (GO): protein methylation
Cellular component (GO): mitochondrion
Molecular function (GO): protein methyltransferase activity; nucleic acid binding
Source: RefSeq, a predicted model, not a curated record